GGGAAUUCCCUUAAGGAAUGUUAAUGCUCCACACCCCACACACACACAUUCUGGUCAGGGGGGAUUGUGGGGUCCAACAGGGUUUAAAAGCAGGGACAGGACCAACACUUGACUGCGUUUCAGAGGACUUACAGGUUCAGAUCUUACAUGAAGAAUCAGGAUUAAGGUUUUAAACAGUGUCUGACAAUCAAAAUGACAAGCAGAGUGUUUCUGGCUCUACUGCUCCCCCUGCUGGCUGGUUCUGCACCAGUUUCUCAGGAGUUGUUUCCAGCAGACUGCUCUGAUAUCUACGCUAACGGCCAAACUCUGAGCGGGGUUUAUACCAUCUACCCUACAGGAGACACACCUGUACAGGUGUACUGUGACAUGGGUUGUGAGGGAGGACCACCAGAGGACGCCAAGUGGACGGUGAUUCAGAGGAGGAUGGACGGCAGUGUGAACUUCUACAGGCCGUGGGAUCAGUACAAGAAAGGCUUUGGGAAUAAGAAUGGAGAAUACUGGCUGGGACUGGAGAAUCUCUAUCAGCUCACUAACAAGAGAAAGUACGAGCUGAAGGUGGACCUGCAGGACUUCGAGGGGGUUAAAGUUUACGCUCGUUACUCGUAUUUCUCUGUGGAAUCAGGAGCUGACGGCUACAAACUCCACGUUAGUGGUUUCACCAAUGGAGGAGCAGGUGAUUCUCUGGAGUUAAGCAAUGGGCAGAAGUUCUCCACCUUCGAUAAGGACCAGGAUGCUAAUGCAGAUAGCAACUGUGCUAAGACCUACCUCGGCGGGUUCUGGUACGGCGCAUGCCACCACGCCAACCCCAACGGUGUUUACCUGUGGGGAGAGGAAGGCCAUGCUUUUGCUAUUGGAAACGUCUGGUAUCACUGGAAGGGCUACAACUACAGUCUGAAGUUCAUCAGUAUGAAGAUCAGACCUCUACCCUAAACCAGAGUCUUUAUCGACAUUAUAGACACAUAUAUUUUAAAGCAGCAACAAAAUGUGAUAAACCUUGAGAAUUGUUUGUAGAGUUUGUAGAGACUCAAUAAUGCACAGAAAAUAUCAUUUACUUUAGUUUAGUUUAGUUUAGACUUGUUCUGGCCACUGCGAUUGCGCAGAUCUCCACUUUUUUGGAGAACUUUUCCAUCUUGCAUGUUGACCCUCCACUACUUGUAAGGUUAGCAGCAAGCCGAUUGGCUCUUUCUGUUGAAGGGCGGGGCUUUAUUAGUAAACAGACGGCAUGGUUAGUGUUACGAUAACUCUCGUUCAUAUUUAAACCAUUGGUUAAUCACCUUAUUAAUUGGAUUAAUUGGAUGGGUUUCUCUUGUUUGAAAUAGAAGAGGUAGUAUCUGCCUUAAAGAGAGUAUGUUUUAUAUUUCUGUUUACAUGUUUUAUUUUUUUAUACAAUAUGUAUACAAUAUAAAUAUGUACAUAUCAUUCAGUUCUUUGGUUGUAGUGUUCUUUGGAAAUGUUGUUUAUGUAUAAAAAUAAAGAGUUGUGUCAUUAUUCCUCUAAA
Astyanax mexicanus (Mexican tetra) is the source of this 1498-nucleotide messenger RNA. Its product is annotated as microfibril-associated glycoprotein 4. The transcript is spliced from 6 exons. Bases 193 to 930 code for a protein of 245 amino acids. Gene Ontology annotation, biological process: elastic fiber assembly. Lineage: Eukaryota; Metazoa; Chordata; Actinopteri; Characiformes; Acestrorhamphidae. The record is from RefSeq and is a predicted model, not a curated record.